Messenger RNA from Arachis ipaensis, 747 nucleotides. Lineage: Eukaryota; Viridiplantae; Streptophyta; Magnoliopsida; Fabales; Fabaceae. The record is from RefSeq and is a predicted model, not a curated record.
AUGAGUAGUAGUGGAAUUAAUGUGGAAGAAAACCUUAAUAGGUUGGAUGAAUUUCACAUUUCUGCACAUUUACAUGUGAAGCCGGCACGUGUGUUGACUCUGCACGGCACACUAGUUGACGUUUUUACUACGGAUGACGCAAAUCCAAGUAUGGAGAUUAGGAGGCAGAUGCUUGAACCGUAUCUAAGAAGAGCCGGAUUCUAUUAUGCGUCUUUGAUAAGGCGUUUUGAAUACGACAACCCAUUGAUUAGCGCUCUUGUGGAAAGAUGGCGUCCUGAGACCCACACAUUCCACCUGCCAUGGGGUGAGUGUACUAUUACUCUGGAGGAUGUUGCUAUGCAGUUGGUGUUACCAAUUGACGGUGAGCCGGUUACCGGCACUCUAAGGUCUUGGAGUAAGUUCUACCAGAAGGAUAUUUGGCAAUGGUGUGAGGAACUCCUUGGUGAAGUUCUUGAUGGACAUGUUGGGACCACGAAGUAUAACAUAAAAUUGAAAUGGCUCAGGAGUAGACUCCAACAGAUGCCUCUUGACUCUCCAGAGGACGCCGUCGUACGGUAUGCACGUUGUUACAUUAUGUAUUUAUUGGGUGGCGUUUUACUUCCUUACAAGGUGAACAACACGGUUCAUGUUCGCUAUCUUCCUCUCUUGGCCAACUAUGACGCCAUUAGUACAUAUAGCUGGGGCAGUGCCGUUCUCUGCUGGUUGUAUAGAGCCAUGUGCCUAGCGAUGGAUUAUAACGUCGAGUGA